Molecule: messenger RNA, 541 nt
Organism: Drosophila miranda
Lineage: Eukaryota; Metazoa; Arthropoda; Insecta; Diptera; Drosophilidae
Product: TP53-regulated inhibitor of apoptosis 1-B-like
Exons: 2
Coding region: 88-270 (60 amino acids)
Source: RefSeq, a predicted model, not a curated record
ACCAUAGAGUGAUAAGUGUGGCGGCAUACAUCCUCACAUUUCGACACAUUAUUUAACAUCCAAUAAAUUAUAAGUUAAAAUUUCAAAAUGAACAGCAUUGGCGAGGACUGCAAUGAGCUGAAAAAGCAGUACGACGCUUGCUUCAACAGCUGGUUCUCGAAACGCUUUCUAAAGGGCCACACAGACGAAUCUGCAUGCGCGCCGAUUUUCCGGGUCUAUCAGGAAAGGUUGCGUGAAGCACUCAGCGCGACAAGCGGGAGCAGAAGAUAGAGUUACGUGAAAUCGACACGGAGUACACUACGAAUUCAGAGUACGAGAAAACCGGCAGCUCCUCCGGGAAACAGCAGAGCAAGAGUUGACCAGUGACACCAGCUGAACAGCCUGGCUUCGGAUUUGAUUCUGCAAGCAGCCUGGAAGGCCAAAGCCUUGGCCAUCAACGCCAACGCAAGCGCAGGGGGUCGGCCUAGUUUUCGGCGAGGUGCAAGGGGCAAGCGUACUAGAAGAAGCUCCUCCUCGAAAUCUUUAAGUCCUACAAUAGCCC